Molecule: messenger RNA, 834 nt
Organism: Acanthosepion pharaonis
Lineage: Eukaryota; Metazoa; Mollusca; Cephalopoda; Sepiida; Sepiidae
Source: the annotation of a GenBank genome assembly
AUGCCACCUAAAAGCAGGAAACUUUUGGGACGGCGCACGGCAGCGAGGGCGAGUGAAACACCUGAACAGACUUCUUUGCGUCUUUCACGGAUGGCCUCGAGCUCAGCUGCUCGCUUAUCUACGGAAAUCGGCGAUGCGCGGACUGAAAGGUUGACUUCAGCGGCUUCAACCAUGUCCGUAUGCCGCGCCAGGCUUUCAGUUGAAGACCGUUCACUUCAGAAUUCACAGGACGCAGUCCGCGUGGCUAGGUUGAGGGCUUCACAGUCCCCAGCACAGAAAACCCUUCGCUCCAGGGAUUUAGGAAGCCCCGAACAAACAACUUCACGUUGUCUUAGGAAUACUAGGGCUACAGCCGCCACUAGAGCUUCGGAACAACCCCAAGAAACCGCUCAUCGUCGCUUUAGAAAUGUCCUAUCCACUGCAUCUGCUAGAGCCCUAGAAAGCCCUGCACAGACCACUGUUCGUCGCGUUAAAAAUGCCCGCUCUACUGCGUCUGCCAGGGCUGCAGAAAACUCUGAAGUGUGCCGUCAACGGCUCGAAAACAUAAGCCAACUUCUAGCUUCUUUGAAUGGCGUAACUUCGCCGUCUGCGUCAUCUUGGUCAAAUGCCGCAUAUAAUUAUGACUGCACUGUCAACUAUUCCGCUAGGAGAGACGUACAAAUAGGGGCCAUGGAUAAAGUUUGCACUUUUUGCAACGCAAAAAAGUGGGCCGGUGAGCAACCUGGGCUUUGUUGCUCUGGGGGCAAAAUCAAACUCCCUUCUUUAGACGAACCUCCCCAGCCGCUUAGGGACCUCCUUCCUGAGUUCCGGUCCAAAAAUAAAAUAAUAUUUUAA